Molecule: messenger RNA, 1730 nt
Organism: Canariomyces notabilis
Lineage: Eukaryota; Fungi; Ascomycota; Sordariomycetes; Sordariales; Chaetomiaceae
Product: NAD(P)-binding protein
Exons: 3
Coding region: 131-1663 (510 amino acids)
Biological process (GO): steroid biosynthetic process
Molecular function (GO): 3-beta-hydroxy-Delta5-steroid dehydrogenase (NAD+) activity
Source: RefSeq, a predicted model, not a curated record
UCGGGAACUUCGGAAGUAAUCCAUUAUGUUCUGUAAGACAACAAAUGGACGAGAUGAAGAAAUACUACACCUUUUGGAACAGCCACAGUCUUAAUACACUCCUUGUCGCCAACAGUAGCUUACGCUUACAAUGAUAGGCUACUUGUAUAUUCAGGAGGCGCGAUUCCUACUACCGGCGGCGAUCGCCGUUAUCCUGCUGCUGGUGGCGUAUCUAGUGCGACUCAAUCAACUGCUGAGCAGCACGCCACCCGAAAUCAAACAGCUCAAGUCGACAACAUGGACCCGCGACCUGCUACUUUCAACAUACCGCAGGCUAGAAGCGAAGCCCAUCACAACUCGUAACUAUGCCGCACGCAUUCCUCCAAAGCUGGAGAGGCGCUACAUCGUCACGGGAGGUUCAGGUCUCGUAGGAGGGUACAUUGUCCUCCAGCUCCUCGAGCGGGGCCAGCCUCCUGAGAGCAUCCGCAUCGUGGACUUCCGGCCGCCGGACCGGGUCGAUAUGUCCCGCGGAUCCGCGACCGAGGUGGACUUUGUGCAGGCCGACAUCUCAUCGGCCGAGGCCACCGAAAAGGCGUUUUCAAAGCCCUGGGACGCGUCCGUCGCCCACCUGCCCCUGACCGUCUUCCACACUGCCGCCGUCAUUGUGCCCUCGGACCGGUCGAAGCUUGUCGUCGGUUUCCGAGUCUGCGAGGCCGUCAACGUCCGGGGCACGCAGCAUGUUGUCGACGCGGCACGCCGUGCUGGGGCAGACGUCUUGGUCUCAACGACGUCUGGCAGCAUCAGCAUCCGGCCAGUCGAGCUGUGGAUGCCGCCGUGGCGGCUGUGGUCACGGUCCUCAGGCUGGCCGCGCCACUACUGGCAGGUCCUGGACGAAAAGGACUUUUUUGAGCCGCCGCGCAGUCACGAGGAGUUCUACGCCAACUAUCCCGCGUCCAAGGCCGCCGCUGAGAGGAUCGUCUGCGCUGCCAACAGCAAGGUGCUGCGCACGGGAUGCAUCCGUCCCGCUAACGGCGUCUACGGAAACCCUACUGACAACACUGUUGGAGGGGCCUUGGCCAAGAGGGUCCUGCCUACAUGGACCUCCCACAUUGUCCAGAGCUUUGUCCACGGUAGCAACGUAGCCAUUGCCCAUCUUGACUUUGAAGCCGUUCUCACCUCACCAGACUCGGCCAAGUCCAGGCAAGCCGGGCGUCCAUUCGUGAUCACCGAUCCCAACCCGCCCAUUAGCUAUGCAGACCUCUAUCUCCUCGUCAAGACGCUCGCCACCACCCCGUUUCGCAUUUUGCCGCUCCACCCCAUCGUCAUGGUGCUGCUGUCGUAUCUCAUCGAGUGGUACACCCUCGCGCGGGUCAAAUACCCCCUUUUGCAAAGGAUUCUGCCGGAAUUGACGGGCGAGGUGAAGCACCUCAAACCAGGCAUCUUCAGCAUCUGCACCCACUUGGUCGCGUCGAACGAGGUAGCGAGCAAACCCGUUUCCGAGGGCGGGCUCGGCUACACGGGUGUACUCACGACGUUGGAAGGCAUGACGCAGGAGGUGGUCGAGUGGAACCACGAUCACCAGCAAGACGCUGCAGUGGGAAAGGUCAAGUCGUACCAGACGAGUGUCUCGCUGGCCGACGUGAUUGCCAAGGCAGUAACGGGACACCGGUCCUCAUUCCGGUGAUUAGUUGGGUAGUAUUACUAUUUACUAGUACCAAUCACUACUACUAAGUUCAAACAUAUCGACUUAC